This is a messenger RNA of Talpa occidentalis (Iberian mole), 204 nucleotides long. It is a transcript of the gene DEFB114, whose product is annotated as defensin beta 114. Bases 1 to 204 code for a protein of 67 amino acids. The record is from RefSeq and is a predicted model, not a curated record. NCBI's taxonomy places the organism in Eukaryota, Metazoa, Chordata, Mammalia, Eulipotyphla, Talpidae. The transcript is spliced from 2 exons. Gene Ontology annotation, biological process: innate immune response. Gene Ontology annotation, cellular component: extracellular region.
AUGAAGAUUUUUUAUUACCUUUUCCACGUUCUGUGUUAUGUGACCUUCAUCCUGCCAGCUACAUGUUCCUUCGUGGAUCCUGAUCAGUGCUCAAAAUAUAUGGGUCAAUGUAGGAGAACCUGUGAUGAAAGUGAAAAGCGAAUUGAUCUAUGUUUCUCACCACGUAUGUUCUGCUGUGUUGAGAGGCUAUUUGAAGAUGAUUAA